GGAGUGGGGUCCUGUCCUUCUGCGCAUGCGCCGUGAGUGCAGCUGCCGUCGCCAGACAGCAGCAGAGCACCGAGGCACCGGGACGGUCUCUGCGUUCCACCGACAGAACCACGUUAAAUCUCCACAAAAUGAAGUUUCCGUCCUCAUACACUCACGAGGAUAUGGUGGUGAGAGGGUGUCCCAUGCUGCAUUAGUGGAACCGUGACAUGCUGGCCUGUCUGCCGGCAUCAGGUGACCCCACCGUCAGACUUCUCUCCCGCACGCAGAUGAACACUGGACUUCAGAAAUGGGAAACUACACAGAAGAUGAGAUCUGCCAGCUAUCCAACCCCAGCAGAGUUGGAUGCCUUUGCUAAGAAAAUUGCCAACAACCCUCUGACCAUCCAGAUCUUCCCCAACAGUGUCAAAGUGCCUCAAAGGAAACACAUUCGACGCACAGUGAACGGGCUUGACACGUCCUCGUCCAGCCAGCGCCACAGUCCCUACCCCUCUCAGGUCAGCGCCAGCAGGGGCCUGCUAGCCGUCCUCCGUGCGCCUGCCAAAGGCGUCAUCAAAGAGUCUGACGGCAGCCGCGCCCGGCAGCUUGAUAAGGGCAACAUGAACCCUCACAGUGGGCCGUACGCCACUCAAAGCACUUUAAAUCAUCUACAGGGCCAGGCCCAGGCUGCCCAGAAGCAGGGAAUGGUUCACCCACAGGUUCUGCAGCAGCAGCAGCAGCAGCAACAACAACAACAACAACAACAACAACAGCAGCAGCAGCAGCAGCAACAACAACAACAACAACAGCAUCAACAACAACAGCGGCAGCAGCAACAACAGCAGCAGCAGCAGCAAAGUAUGACUCACCCAAUGACUCUACAGCAGCCUCAAACCAUGCCUCACCCAGGGGCUCUGCAGCAGAGGAACACGGCUCACUCUCAGGCUCUGCAGCGGCAGCAGAGUUUGUCCCAGGUUCAGACUUCACAGCAGCAGAGAUUGGCUCACCCACACACUCAGCCUCCUCAGCAGCAGCAGCAGCAGCAGCAGCAGCAGCAGGGUCAGUCCUGCCCUGCAGUCGUACCACAGCAGCAUCUUUCUCAUCUGCAGACACUAAAGCAUCAGGCGGCUCCUCCACAAGCUUUACUUACACAACAAGGAGUGACUCAGGAUCUGCGCCACAUAUCUGAUGGUCUGCAGCACACCCAGGGGCUUGCAGGCUCACAGCCUCUUCCCCAGGAUGGGGCUGCAGGACCCCCAACCAUGCCUAAUAGCCUCCAGCAGCCCCCACCCGGGGCUUACGGGCCACGGAAGCUCCCUGAUGCAGACGCUCCACCAAAUGUUACUGUAUCUACCUCCACCAUCCCACUGUCAAUGGCGUCCGGCCUGCAUCAGAACCGGCCCAGUGACAUAAGCAGUAUUGUGCACCAAAUCAACCAGUUGUGCCAGGCACGGGCAGGCAUGGGCAGCACCUCAGUCUGUGAGGGCCAGAUUGCAAACCCCGGCACCAUCAGCCGCAACCUGCUGAUCAACGCCAGCUCCAGGGUGUCCUCUCACCACCCGGCCCUGGGCUCCGGGCCCAGCUGCCUCAUGGUGGGCCCCCCAGACAAGGGGGCAGCUAUGACUCCCAGUGCUGGGCUGCAUUCACAGCCAAAUAUAGCUGCUCCUAAUAGUAUACCUGCUUUUCACACCGACCCAGAGAAGGUAUCACUGCAGCAGCAGCAGCAGCUUCAGCACCAUUUACAUCAGCAGAAACAACAACAGCAGCUGCAGCAGCAGCAGCAACAUUUACAACAGAUGCAGCAGCUGCAGCAGCAGCGCUCCUGGGCCCAGCACCAGCUGGCCCACAUGCAGCAGCCUCCUGAGGGGGCCCAUCCCUGCAAGAACCCGAGGAUGGAGGGUCCGGCCGAGUGUUCUUUCCCCUCUCGAAACCUAAGCUAUUCUCACAAGCUACCAAACACUACACAAUCCUUUCCUCUGAAACACCCUGCUGAAAAACCACCAUCUUCAUCCCCUGUUAACUGUGCAGUAGGUUCUAUGCCUUACAUUAAUAGCCACUACAUGCAGCCACUGUGGGGGGGCCUUCCAGCCACAGCAGGGAACAAUGGAUCUGGCCCUCAGGACCUCCCUGUGACUUACCAGGGCGGGCAGGCAGCUGCCUCCACAGAAAGAAUCCCAGGGGCAAAGUAUCGGCCAGGGAAAGAGGGUCCGGGUGGACCUUCCAAGUUGAUGCAGAAUGUGGAUUACUUAGGAGGGGACUUCCAGAUGCCCGGCUUUCAGGAGCAGAACUUGGAUGUUAUUGAGAAGAUGCACAGGUCAGCAAUGGGCCAUGUUCAGGAUCCCAGCAAUGGAGGAACUGUCCACACUCACCACCCAGGCUACCGUUAACAUGUGUGCUUGCCCCCUCUUGGUGUCUUGAGUUGAGUCUCAACAGCUACUUUCAGCUUCUGUGGUUUAUUCUUUAAGAUCUUGCAAGUGAUCGAUUAGUUUAUUGCUGCGGAGCUUGAUUUGUAGACCCACCAGGUUGUGAUGUUUCAAAGUGUUCCUCAGGUCUUAAGCCAUGUCGUACCUUCUGUUGCAGAUGAAGGGUUUUUGAGAUGGUUGAAUAGAAAAUCCCUCUUUUCGUCACUGGCAUGUAUUUGAUGCUCUUUCUUCGUGUACAUGAUGUGUUCUGACACAUUCGUUUGCAGCUGAGAAUAUUCUCACUAUCUAAUCGUCACAGUACUUUUUUCCCAGCAUCUGUGGCCUUACAACUGCCCAGAGGCGAGACUUAGGCUGUCUGCGCGUCACGAUUUUAUUUGCAGUUUUUUAUCCUCUUCACAGAUCUGUGAUCCAUUUAAACACGAAGGUUACAUGUAUAUGCAAUUAACAAGACUGUUGAAAAGGCUUUAGUCCCAGGAGCUCCCCCCUGUAGUUGAUGCAGACACUGGUGAAGAGCCACGUCGACUCCCAUCAGGAAUACAUGGCUUCCGAAUUGUGCUCCGAGUGUUCCCGGUAGUCCUUGCUUUGUUGCAUGGGGGGGGCACCGUGUACGAAGUGCUCACAGCUUUAGUGAAAAAUAAGACAACGGCCAGCUCUCGCAAAACCGGGAACAUUCUCCAUUCCUGAGAUUUGCGUGGUUUCUCAAGUAGACACUAGGUUUCUCUGUCGUUAAAAAAAAGUUUAAAGUGCCCUCUUGUGUGUAAUAUGUCAAGAUUUGCGUUUGAAGUAGUUAUUACUUUAUUAAAUGUUUCGUUUUAUUUCAGUAGAUGGUCUAACUUGAACAGUAGAAAGACUUUUUUUAAUGUUAUGGUUAACAUUUGGCAAAAGGAGCAGAGACUCCACUAGCCCCUAUUUGUCUAAGCUAAUGUGAAGCCGAGUAACAGCCCAUUGUUAUAGAAAUGGUUUACGUGUCGGUGUGUGAAAAUCACUUGCAACAUGCAAGUACGAAUAAAUCAGGCGGAGGAAAAUGCUUUAUUUCCCAGUUUCAACAUAUUUCCUCACCACUUUGCUACUGUAACGUGUAUCUGUAUCUACUCAUCACUGGCCUUACCCUGCGUCCUACUUCUGCUACCUAUAAAGAAACACAACUUUCACUGCAGGUUGUUCUGCUAGAAGUUUCUAGCACAACGCUCCGGAUCUGUUUCCCCUCGUCCGUUUUUUUGGGGUCGAUGUUGUUUGGGCAUAUGUUCAUCAAGCCUUCUGGAAAAAGCCUUAAAUGUCCCAGUGAUAAUCCUCCACUUCAAACUUUACUGACCUUUUGUUGCUUAGAGCCCGACUUUAGGCCAAAUGCACAUUACUACAUUUCUGUAGAUGUGUCCUGACAUCGCAGCAAUGCUGAGUUUCAGAGACGCUGAAACACUGCCGGCCCCGUUUUAGUUUGAAAAGUCCUGGACAGGAUGUUUGGAAAGGACGACGUGGACGCUCACAACCUCAUGUUGGGUUUUUCUGUCAGGAUGUAGCCUUUGCUGAUUCGUCAGGGUCCUAUCACAUGACCCGCUUUAGGAAGAGAACAACAGAGGCUCGGCUACAGAACACAACACAGAUCACUUACAAACAUUGCUGAGUCUGUUGUGUUUGCUAAAAGCUGUUGUGCAAUUAGAUUCUGCAUUUCAUAAAAGAUACACCUGUAAACGUGAAGGAGACGAGAUGUUCCUGGUUGUGUCCUGGUUGUAGUUCAGCACUUUCUGCACCUGAAGCCUGUGUUCCAGGAUUAAACCUGAUACGGAGCCAAAACGUGUGUGUGGACGUUUCAACUGAAAACGUUAAAGUUCAAACGUAGUCUGGAUGUAAACUUAGUUUGGCUUCAUCCUGAGAAAGAGUUAAGUUAUUCUUUUCCUUGUUGAACCUGUACUGUCAGAUCAGUGGGCAUUGUUAACGUGUGUGUGUGUGUGUGUGUGGGGGGGGGGGGUUGCCUUAAAUGGAAAUACUAAGGUAAUAACUGUCGAUAAAUAACCCGUCAUUCUGUCUGAGGUGUCGCUUCUCUAUUGAGGAUUUAAGAUGAUUUUAAGUAAAUAUAAAUAGUAUUUAGCAGAAUUACUAGGUAUGUAGAACAGGGCUGUAGCAGUUAUUUAAAAGUAUUUGAUCUGUGUUUUAGUUGUUAUUCCUAAUAAAUAUCCUGAUAUAGUUUAAUUUAUUUUCUGGGACCACUGCAUCCUGAAGCCAUAGGGGAUUUCCCAUUAGUGACACAUCGACGCAGACGAGUGUAAACGAGAGUCUGACCUCCGAGGCAAAUAAGAGGAUUUGAGUCUUCGCUCUUUCUGGGUGCGGAGCCGUUCCUCAGAACUCUGAUGGGGGGGGGGGGGCGUACCGGUUCUGGAUUUUGGUCUUCAAACUUAACGGCAGUUUUUUAGUUUCUUUUCAUUUCCUGGCUCUCGUUUUGGAUGUGCCUGCUCCUCGAAGCUGCUAUUGAAUUUAAUCUUAACACACACUAGUAUGUUUUUUGUGUGUGUGUGAAAAGUGAUGAUGUACGGGCUGUAUCGGUGAAACAAGUUGUUAUUUAUGGGAUGGGUGAAGAUUAGCUGUCCUCUGUUGUCUCUUGAAGCAGGAGUUGGCUCUUAAUGUAUAAUAAUACGUGAGCAGUGUUUGAAGUGGCAGAGGGAUCAGCAGGCAUCUGUCUCACUGUGGCCUAAAGACAGACGCCUCACAUCCAGAGACACUGAGUGCACCCCCGCCCUGUGAACGCUGAACUGCCUCGUCACAGCCCCCGACAGUCAGGUCUACACUUUCAUAUGAAGUGCCUCCACUGGGCUUGGUAUGGAGAGACGUGUGAGUGGAUGCUUGUGUGUGAGCGUGGAUGUUGAGCUUGGGUACUUGCACACAGGUGUGCACGAAGUGGAUCUCUCACAGGGGACCAAGCUACUUAGUGUAACUACUGAUACUGUGUCAUGGACUGAAGUCCUGAAGUGUGCCACGACUCCUAGACACUGUCUGGAUGUGUGAACUGUUUGCUGCUGACUCACUGACCAAAGUGACCAAGCGUCCCUCUCUGUGUCCCCCCCCCCCCCCCCCCGACGGCGGCGGGAGCUCGUUAUGUUCCGACUGUGAUGAGCAACAAGCCGGUGACGCGACUCGUUGGCCGGUCAGAGAGAAUCUUGUGAAGUAGUGAACUCACCGUUUGCUCCACAGAACAUGUCAACGUGCACUGUGAGAAUCUACUGCGGCUCUCAGAAGUCGUGUUGUUAUUUAUUGUGGCAGGUAUGAAACAACGCUCUGGGUUUAUUUCUACUCCCGUCAUCGACCGUCUGUGAUCAGAGACGCAUCGUGUGGGUGUGGGGGGGGCGUACUUUCUCUACUUUGUGGAAAUGUGAUAUUCCAGUUUUGCCUAACCUUCAGGAAUAAAAUGUCUUGCACAAACAUUCCCCCUAACCAAAAUAAAGUUUGCAAACACAAAGAU
Molecule: messenger RNA, 5850 nt
Organism: Platichthys flesus (European flounder)
Lineage: Eukaryota; Metazoa; Chordata; Actinopteri; Pleuronectiformes; Pleuronectidae
Product: protein FAM222B-like
Exons: 3
Coding region: 207-2363 (718 amino acids)
Source: RefSeq, a predicted model, not a curated record